Messenger RNA from Vitis vinifera (wine grape), 1371 nucleotides. RefSeq names its product CST complex subunit STN1. Bases 108 to 542 code for a protein of 144 amino acids. The transcript is spliced from 2 exons. Gene Ontology annotation, cellular component: chromosome, telomeric region; DNA replication factor A complex; site of double-strand break. Lineage: Eukaryota; Viridiplantae; Streptophyta; Magnoliopsida; Vitales; Vitaceae. Gene Ontology annotation, biological process: nucleotide-excision repair; double-strand break repair via homologous recombination; DNA replication. The record is from RefSeq and is a predicted model, not a curated record. Gene Ontology annotation, molecular function: nucleic acid binding.
UUAUCAUCAAAGUUUUGCCGCCAAAACCUUGCACUGUCCAGUUUGGCACCUUAACCAACAUGAGCCCUAACCUCACAUAUUUUGAAAUUAGAAACUGUCGGUAAACCAUGAGCAACCAACUGUACAAUACUCACGUGAAGCUGCUCGCAUUCGAUCUUCUCUCCCUCACCCAAACUCCUUCGCCUUCAUCCUCGGAUCCAAUCUCCUUCUCUCGCAGGGGCACGCCCCUCUCACGCGCCGAAACCCUAGGUACAGUCACCAGCCGCGAGCUCAAACCCCACAAAUUCCUCAAAUUCACCGUCGACGACGGCACUGGCUGUGUCCCCUGUGUUCUCUGGCUCAACCACCUCUCUUCCCCCUACUUUUCUCGUCGGAAUCCGGCGGAUGUUAGAUUAAUUGCCGAUUUGGCGGAGUACCAAGCGUCGGAGGUCAAGCUUGGAGUUCUUGUCAGAGUGCGCGGCCGGAUCACGGCGUACAGAGGUAGAUCAUGGAAACAGGUCCAGAUUCUCUCUCCACUGAUCCCACCCAUGUUUUGGGGAUAAGAAUCAUGGAUAAUAUGUUGGAAGCAAAUUAUUGCUUGCCCAAGAUCCCAAAUCUUUCAAAGAUACUUCCUGGAUUUUAAAUGAAGCUCUAGACACAGCAUAAAAAGGCAACUGAGAAAAAAAAGUGGGGGUUUGGAGGAAGAAGAAGAAUGGCACAUAACGUGCAAAAAGAUCCCACAUUCAAUACGAUUUUGGGUAGGUGAAAGCAAUCGAACAGGAAGGCAACUAGUUUAAAUUUAUGUCAACAGGAAGACCCUUUCUUGAAUUCAUCCACAUGAGCCGUAUGCAUCUCUCUGCGUAAAUAAAAUAGAUCUGUGUGGGGAAUACAAAGGAUGUAUCAUCUUUUAAAUGACCAACAGGGCCAGAUUGAAUAAGAUGGUAGUUAUUGCUGGAAGGAUAAAGGGAGUGGAAUGGAUGCACACCUCCCUCAUGAUUUGAUGGGCAACAUGGAGGGUGAUGAAGGCUAUGAAAAUGAAAGGCAAAAAAGAGACACUGACAACACCUCUGCCCAGGUCAAUGAAAUGAAGUGAAUGAACUCAAAGUGUUUUUGGUUAAAACUCCCUCGUAUUUUUCCCCUACCCAAAGUGAAAAGCUUCACAUCAUACUUGAACCAAGUCAAAAUUUUCUGUUGUCCUUUGCUUUUGGGUGUUGCUGUCCUAGGGAGUCCUCAUCCUUAUAAUAUUCUUGUAACUUCAACUGGAAACAGCCCCACCAUUGCCCCUUGCUUGGAGAAAAUUACUCUUUGUAUUCUCCAUUUGGACUUACAUGAUUUCAGGGUGUCUUUAAUCAGACUUUAAUAAUGAUUAAUGAAACCCCUUCUUCGGAUCAA